This is a messenger RNA of Acanthosepion pharaonis, 486 nucleotides long. The record is from the annotation of a GenBank genome assembly. NCBI's taxonomy places the organism in Eukaryota, Metazoa, Mollusca, Cephalopoda, Sepiida, Sepiidae.
AUGGAUUUUCCCGCCCGAAUGAAUGCGAACUCUGCUACACUUGGUUACUCCCUCCCACCCUUCCUUCUUAAUCUAUCUAUCUAUCUAUCUAUCUAUCUAUCUGAUCUAUAUAAACACUCUGUUAAUAUCUAUCUAUCUAUCUAUCUAUCUAUCUAUCUAUCUAUCUAUCUAUCUAUCUCUGUUAUUUAUCUAUCUAUCUAUCUAUCUAUCUAUCUAUCUAUCUAUCUAUCUAUCUAUCUAUCUAUCUAUCAGUGUCGGGCCAGACAAUUCUUAUCAGUCGACACACCAGUCUUUUUUGCUGCAUUCGAUUUUAUUAUAGCUCGUCGCAUUGUUGGGAAUAUAGGCUGUUCAUAUCUAUCUAUCUAUCUCAGCUUGCUCAUAUCUAUACAUUUAUCUCAACCUGUUCAUAUCUAUCUAUCUAUCUAUCUAUCUAUCUAUCUAUCUAUCUAUCUAUCUAUCUAUCCUGACUUUCAUUUGAAACAGUAG